AUGAUCAACGCCGUCCUGGUUUUCAAUAACAAUGGCCAACCGCGUCUGACCAAGUUCUACACACAGCUGGAUACAGCUGUCCAGCAACGUCUGAUUUCCGAGAUCUUUGCUCUCGUCUCGGCUCGUCCUUCGUCGUCAUGCAACUUCCUACCGUUACCACCUCUUCUUGCUCCUGCUCAGUCCUCGGCCGCUGUCUCGGAUUCUCUCAACGACGUUCCCUCUCUGGUCACCUACCGCCACUAUGCAACUCUCUACUUCAUUGUCAUCAGCACUAGUACCGAGUCUCCCUUAGCUCUGCUCGAUUUGAUACAAGUCUUUGUCGAAUCGCUAGACAGGCUCUUCGAGAAUGUCUGUGAACUCGACCUCAUCUUCAACUUUGAAACGCUACAUGCAGUUUUGGGCGAAAUGAUAGUUGGUGGCGUAGUAAUAGAGACUGGUUUGGAUAAAGUGGUACAGGGAGUAAAGGCUCAAGGAAAGGUUGCUAAGCGGCCUGUCAACGAAGGCAGCCGUACUGGUGGUCUUGGACCUGGUAUCUGGGCUGGCAGGUGA
This is a messenger RNA of Aureobasidium namibiae CBS 147.97, 549 nucleotides long. Its product is annotated as Adaptor protein complex sigma subunit. Gene Ontology annotation, cellular component: intracellular membrane-bounded organelle. The record is from RefSeq and is a predicted model, not a curated record. Gene Ontology annotation, biological process: protein transport; vesicle-mediated transport. Lineage: Eukaryota; Fungi; Ascomycota; Dothideomycetes; Dothideales; Saccotheciaceae. Bases 1 to 549 code for a protein of 182 amino acids. The transcript has 3 exons.